GACUUAAUCGCCAUCUCUGCACAGUCCAAUGGUAUCACAUUCUUAAUAGAGAAGAAAAGGAAACAGCCUCUUCAUUUCUUGAUCAAACCCACCCCGUUUCCGCCCUCCAAAAGCGACCCACUCCUCAGAAAACCUCAAGAACAUACCCACAAAAGAGCAAACAAGAUAACCAAAACUCGAUGGGAAAGUGCUUCAGCUUUUCAGCCACAUAUGACCGAUGGUUGCGCUUCUCCUUUUCCCGGGCUGGCCUGAAAUCGACCAUCACCGACCUCGGCGACGGCACCGUCAUGCACUGUUGGGUCCCCAAGACGUACAACCCCAACAAGCCCAACUUGCUCCUCUUGCACGGCCUUGGAGCCAGCGGAAUGUGGCAGUGGAACAUGUUCGUCUCGCGUUUCAUCGAGAGAUUCAACGUGUACGUGCCUGAUCUCUUGUUCUUCGGCGACUCCUACACGAUCCGGCCGGAGCGGACCGAACAGCUUCAGGCUCAGUGCGUCGCAGGAGUCUUGAAGGCUCAGGGAGUGAGAAAGACGAAUGUGGUGGGGGGAAGUUACGGCGGGUUCGUGGCGUAUAGCUUGGCGGCGCAGUUCCCGGAGAUGGUGGAGAAGUUGGUUCUGUGCGGUGCAGGGGUUUGUUUGGACGAGAAGGACAUGGAAGAUGGGAUGUUUCAGGUGAAGAGCAUAGACGAGGCCGUGAGUAUCAUGGUACCACAGACGCCGGAGAAGAUGAAGGAGAUGCUCAAGGUCCUCUUUUACAAGCCGGUGACAAAAAUUCCCACUUGCUUUAUGCAGGAUUUCAUUGAUAAAGGUCCCCAUGAUUGUUUGCAGUUUCUGGGCACAGAUUACGUUCAAGAUUGGACAGGGCUGAUCAUUUCCUUACACAAAGAUAGGAAGAUGUCUAAUCUUCCCAAGAUAACUCAGCCAACACUGAUAAUCUGGGGGGAAUAUGAUAAAGUCUUUCCAUUGGAAUUGGGUCACAGAUUAAAGAGGCAUUUGGAUGAACAUGCACAAUUAGUGGUUAUAAAGGAUUGUGGUCAUGCGAUGAAUGGAAAGGAGCUGAAAGAGAUGUACAAACACAUGAAGUCGUUCCUCAUAGAUCCACUCCUUUCACCUGAGAAGGCAAAUAAAACCAAAGGCCAGAAGGUGCACUGAGAGUCAGCAAUGAAUUUGUAGUCGAAUCAGCCUUCGGCAGCAUGCUUGUCCAAGUUAUAUACAUAUUAAUAUAAGCUAUGUAAUUAGAAGAAACAUAGUUCAACAUAUUGAACCGAUGAAGAGCAAGGCCGAUAGAAUGGGGAAUAUUUCCUUUUUCUCCUC
This is a messenger RNA of Syzygium oleosum, 1313 nucleotides long. RefSeq lists its product as uncharacterized. The coding region runs from base 180 to 1151 and encodes 323 amino acids. The record is from RefSeq and is a predicted model, not a curated record. NCBI's taxonomy places the organism in Eukaryota, Viridiplantae, Streptophyta, Magnoliopsida, Myrtales, Myrtaceae. The transcript has 6 exons.